UAAACAAGUUUGCAUAGAAUCAUGAAUAUCAUUGCUUGUUGUGGUUGAAGAUGGAACUUCGACGUUUUACCCAACCAAGUGCCACAAAACCUACUCAUACAACUGUGAGUAAUAGUGAAAUAGCCAAAUGGAAUAUAUUGGAUCGUCCACUUACACGAAGUAGAGAGGAACUAUAUUUGUCCACGUUUUCGUUUCUCUUCGCAGAAGCAGUGCAAUAUUUACAAACAAGAGUCCAACAAGUAUCAGAAUUAGAAGAGAAACUCAAUCAACUAGGCUAUCGAGUGGGACAACGAGCUCUUGAACUUUUAUGUUUCCGAGAAAAGUUGAAUCGCAGAGAAAUACGACUCGUUAGUAUUCUUGGAUUUAUACGAGUUCAACUUUGGAAGUUUUUGUUUAAAAAGUCUGCAGACUAUUUAAAGAAAGUAACUGAUCGAGAAGACGAGUAUUAUAUAGAAGAAGAAGAACCUUUGGUGAAUCGUUAUAUAAGUGUUCCCAAAGACUUUGGUCAAUUGAACUGUGCAGCGUUCAUGGCAGGAAUUAUAAGAGGUGCUCUCGAUAGUGCAGGAUUUACUGCUUCCGUAUCUGCACAUUAUAUUCAUCGAGAAGAGAAGAGUCGACUUGCUUUCACCGUAACUAUUUUUAUGAUUCGAUUGGAUGAGAGUGUGAUGAAUAGAGAACGUAAACUUGCGGGUUAAAUGAGUAUUGGCAAAGAAGGAAUAUGGAUCAUUUUGUUAUUAUUUUGUUCAAAAGUAGUGGGAAAGUGGAUCAUAUUGGUUGGCCAACUAUCACCUCCUUGUUCCUUGAUAAAGUUUGUAACUCUGUGUUAUGAUGCACGUUGUACUCUACUUCCAGUGUCAGAUAAGUCAAGUUUUUCCACUGCAGUGGACAUCCCUUUUUCAACCCAAGUUGUUGUACUACAAGCAACAGGCUGUGAACUUGUGUACAAGGAGUUGCUAACUUGGAAUCGUUCCAUUGUGCUUGAUGACUCUUUCGAAGUCACUAGGAAUAUUUUGGUUGGUGCAGUACAACAAGUUGGAGCUCCUCAACCA
Galdieria sulphuraria is the source of this 1049-nucleotide messenger RNA. RefSeq lists its product as uncharacterized. Gene Ontology annotation, biological process: endoplasmic reticulum to Golgi vesicle-mediated transport. Gene Ontology annotation, cellular component: TRAPPII protein complex; TRAPPI protein complex; TRAPPIII protein complex. NCBI's taxonomy places the organism in Eukaryota, Rhodophyta, Bangiophyceae, Galdieriales, Galdieriaceae. Bases 51 to 695 code for a protein of 214 amino acids. The record is from RefSeq and is a predicted model, not a curated record. The transcript has 5 exons.